Poecilia latipinna (sailfin molly) is the source of this 2502-nucleotide messenger RNA. RefSeq names its product bone morphogenetic protein/retinoic acid inducible neural-specific 1 (gene brinp1). Bases 103 to 2097 code for a protein of 664 amino acids. Lineage: Eukaryota; Metazoa; Chordata; Actinopteri; Cyprinodontiformes; Poeciliidae. The record is from RefSeq and is a predicted model, not a curated record. Gene Ontology annotation, cellular component: cytoplasm; dendrite; neuronal cell body. The transcript is spliced from 6 exons. Gene Ontology annotation, biological process: positive regulation of neuron differentiation; cellular response to retinoic acid; negative regulation of mitotic cell cycle.
GCAGUUGUUUUUUUCUUUUAACUCAUCAGGGAAUUUGCACGUUGGAAGGUGAGAAAUACUGCUAUCGAGAGAAGGGACCUCAUCCGGAACCCCGUGCCACUCAUGCCUGAGUUCCAGCGCAGCGUACGCUUGCUGGGCCGAAGACCCACCACUCAGCAGUUUAUUGAUACUAUCAUUAAGAAAUAUGGAACCCACAUUCUCAUCUCAGCCACCCUGGGAGGGGAGGAGGCUCUGACCAUGUAUCUGGCCAAGAACAAGCUGGACAGAAAGCUGGUCAAUGCUACGCAGAAUGUGGAAGCCCUCCAUCAGCUGGCAUCAUCCUACUUUAUUGACCGGGAUGGUACAAUGAGGAAGUUGCAUGAGAUCCAGAUCUCCACAAAUGCCAUCAAGGUGACAGAGACACGGACAGGGCCGCUGGGAUGCAGCAGCUAUGACAAUUUGGAUUCGGUUAGCUCGAUCCUCCUGCAGAGCCCUGAGAGCAAGCUUCAUCUGCAAGGCCUUCAGGUCAUAUUCCCAGAAUACCUGCAAGAGAAAUUUGUCCAGUCAGCUCUGAGCUACAUCAUGUGCAACGGAGAGGGUGAAUAUGUGUGCCGCAACAACCAGUGCAUCUGUCAGUGUGCUGAUGACUAUCCCCAGUGCAACUGUCCCAUCACUGACAUCCAGAUCAUGGAAAACACCCUGCUGGUGAUGUCUGAGUCCUGGGCAGCCUCUUAUAAAGAUUUUGAAAACUCUGAUGAGUUCAAGUCAUUCCUGAAGAGACUCCCGUCCACUCAUUUUUUGCCCAUCAGCAGUGUGCAUCUUUUGUGGGGCAGCGACUGGGACCUGCAGGCCCGUUACAGACUCCUUCAGAGUUCCCUGGAGAUCCAGCGGCUCAAAAUCCAGCGCACCGCCCGCAAGCUAUUCAGCCUCAGCAUCCGCUGUCUUCACAAUCCCAGCCACCAAAUGCCAAGAGAGAGAUCUGUGAUGCAGUGGCUCAACAGGGUUCAGUCCUUCCUGUACUGCAAUGAGAACGGGUUCUGGGGGACCUUCCUGGAGAGCCAAAAGGCAUGUGUGUGCCACACAGGUGCAACUUUGUGUCAGCGACCCAUCCCGUGUGUCAUAGGCGGCAACAACAGCUGUGCCAUGUGCAGCCUGGCCAACAUCUCACAAUGUGGCUCCUGCAACAAAGGCUACAAGCUGUACCGCGGCCGCUGCGAGCCGCAGAAUGUGGACUCAGAACGCAGCGAGCAGUUCAUCAGUUUUGAAACCGAUCUGGACUUUCAGGACCUGGAGCUGAAAUACUUGCUGCAGAAAAUGGAUUCACGGUUGUACAUACACACCACUUUCAUCAGCAAUGAGAUCCGGCUGGAGACAUUCUUCGACCCGCGAUGGCGCAAGCGUAUGUCCCUGACUCUGAAAAGUAACAAAAAUCGGAUGGACUACCUCCACAUGAUCAUCGGUUUGUCAAUGAAGAUCUGUCAGAUGCGAAACAGCAGCAUUGAUCCCAUGUUCUUUGUUUAUGUUAACCCAUUCAGUGGCAGCCACUCAGAAGGCUGGAGCAUGCCCUUUGGUGAACACGGUUACCCACGGUGGGAAAAGGUGCGACUGCAGAACUCGCAGUGCUUCAACUGGACCCUCCUGCUGGGUAACAGGUGGAAGACCUUCUUUGAGACUGUGCACAUUUACCUGCGCAGCCGUGCUAAGGUUCCGACUGGCCUCCGUAACGACACGGGACAGGGUCCGGUGGAUCUCGCGGACCCCAACAAGCGGCAGAUCUACAUAAAGAUCUCCGAUAUCCAGGUGUUUGGUUACAGCCUGCGGUUUAACGCCGACCUGCUGCGUAGCGCCGUGCAGCAGGUUAACCAGUCAUAUACACAAGGAACUCAGUUCUACUCGUCCUCAUCUGUGAUGCUACUGCUGCUGGACAUUAGGGAUCGGAUUAACCGCCUAGCCCCCCCUUCUGCACCCGGCAAACCACAGCUGGACCUUUUCUCUUGUAUGCUGAAGCAUAGGCUGAAGCUCAACAACAGCGAGAUGAUUCGAGUGAACCAUGCCUUGGACAUGUACAGCACAGAAAUACUCAAACAAUCAGACCACCUGACUGCAAAACUUUGUUGAGUAAAAACAUUAAUGUUAAGGACGGUAAGCAACAGAGAAACACCCAACUAAUUAACUACAAGGAGAUGUUAGUCUUAUUUUUUUCUCUUUUCUUUUUUGACCUUUUCUGCCUUUUGAUGUAAUAUUAACUUUGUAAGUAUAAUUCUUAAAAAAAAGAGAAAGAGGCAGUGAUGAAAAGCUUUUCUGGCAGAUAAAAAAAAAAAAAAAAUGAAAAAAGAUCAAUGGAAACACUGUAUGGACUGUAUCAUAUUUGUCCCAGCAUGUCUGUAAUUCCCUUAAAGAACCUUAAAAAGAGAACGUGGAGAAAAAAAAAGCAAGUAUAUAUAUGUACUGGAUGAAAAGGAGGCCUUGAUUAUAACAUAAGGGAUCAAAGGUUGCAUCUGAUACUGCCAUUCUUUCUUGAGG